AUGUUCAGGACGAAACGCUCAGGUCUUGUGCGGCGACUCUGGAGAAGCCGUUUGAUUCCAGAUACAGAAGGGCAAGAUGGAAAUGGCCAAACUAGUGAGCAGGGGUGCAGCAGCAGCAGGGACGAUAUGUUCGCCAACCACCCAGAGAAAAUUCCCAAAACGGAGUUCCGACCGAUGACCCCAAGCGGGUCGCUGGUCGCCGGGGACCUAGGGGGCGUGUGUGCGCUGGGCGCCGGGGGGGACGGCGGCGGCGGCCCGCGGGUCACCCCGGAUCAGCAUGGGGCUGCUGGGGUGUGCAGUGUCCAGGAGCAGGGUAGCCCUCGGUCCACGCAGGACAGCGAGUGCAGGACCGUGACCUGCUGCUUAUUUAAAGAGCGGGACCACUCCGAGUUUAGAGGUCCAGACAUGGCCCAGGUUAGGGACACGGGGUCUUGUCACUUUGUGCUCAGAAACAUUGGACCACGGGACACCAGUUCUCCCGAGCCUCAGGAGGCGAUGCCCCGCACGGUGUUGGAGCAAGAACUCAAAUCGGCCACACAUUCUCUUUUGAAAAGGCUAAAAGAAAGAACUCUGGAUACCCUACUUGAGGCAGUGGAGUCCCGGGGAGGGAUGCCUAGCGACUGCGUUAUGGUGUCCCGGACAGAGCUACGGUUGGCUGGCCAUAUGGCGUCCCCACAGCUGCUCUUGUGUAAACUCUACCGCUGGUCCGAUCUCCAGCACUUGGCCCAGCUCAAGCCGCUCUGUGAGUGUAAGAGCUUCGGUGCCUUGGACUCUCCGACAGUAUGCUGCAACCCCUAUCACUACAGUCGACUCUGUGGGCCAGAGUCACCCCCACCCCCGUAUUCAAGGCUUUCCCCAAACGAAGAACACAAGCCACUCGACCUAUCAGACUCCACAUUGUCUUACACUGAGACGGAGACAGCCAGCUCACCAAACACUACCCCCGGGGAGUUUUCAAAUGCCAGUAUGUCCCCCGACGCCCCCAAGCAGAGCCACUGGUGCAACGUGGCGUACUGGGAGCACCGGACCCGCGUGGGCCGCCUGUACGCGGUGUACGAGCGCUCCGUCAGCAUCUUCUACGACCUACCUCAGGGCACGGGCUUCUGCCUGGGCCAGCUCCGCCUGGAGCACCGCAGCAGCACCGUGCAGCGCACCCGCGGCAAGAUCGGCUACGGCCUGCUGCUGAGCCAGGAGCCCGACGGCGUGUGGGCGUACAACCGCAGCGAGCACCCCAUCUUCGUCAACUCGCCCACGCUGGACGUGCCGGGCAGCCGCGCGCUGGUGGUGCGCAAGGUGAUGCCGGGCUACUCCAUCCGGGUGUUCGACUACGAGCGCUCGCACCUGCUGCGGCGCGCCACGGAGGCGGAGCUCCUGGACGGGCCCUACGACCCCAACAGCGUGCGCAUCAGCUUCGCCAAGGGCUGGGGCCCGUGCUACUCCAGACAGUUCAUCACCUCCUGCCCCUGCUGGCUGGAGGUGCUGCUGAGCAGCCACAGAUAACACAGGACCCACGGACACACCCCCCCGCUCUCCCGCCCCCCCCCCCGCCCUGCCCCCCCUCCGGCCACACACACACCCCCCGCCCCACCAACCGUUCCCAAAUAUCAUCUACCUAGAUUUAAUAUAAAGUUUUAUAUAUUAUAUGAAAUAUAUAUUAUACAUGUAAAUACGGAGUCAUUUUUACAAUGUAAUUAUUUAUGUAUGGUGCAAUGUGUAUAAGAGGACAAAAAAAUGAAAUGCACUUUGGCAUAUGUAUAUAUGUAUGUAUAUGUAAUUAUACAUAUAUGUAUGUAUAUAUAUAUAUGUAUAUAUAAGAAUCUUCAUACCAAUUUGAGAAAUUAUACAGCAAAAUUAGGAUCAACCUGGAUUUGGUGUAUAGUUUUCAUAUACUAUUAAUAUCCAGGCAAAAAGCUAACACCAUUCACACAUUGAUAAUAAAGUAUUCGCAUAAUAUUGCUA
Gadus morhua (Atlantic cod) is the source of this 1959-nucleotide messenger RNA. It is a transcript of the gene smad6b, whose product is annotated as SMAD family member 6b. The record is from RefSeq and is a predicted model, not a curated record. Gene Ontology annotation, molecular function: I-SMAD binding; transcription regulator inhibitor activity. Gene Ontology annotation, biological process: cell differentiation; SMAD protein signal transduction; anatomical structure morphogenesis. The transcript has 4 exons. The coding region runs from base 1 to 1500 and encodes 499 amino acids. Gene Ontology annotation, cellular component: heteromeric SMAD protein complex. NCBI's taxonomy places the organism in Eukaryota, Metazoa, Chordata, Actinopteri, Gadiformes, Gadidae.